CCCGCAAUCUUUUCCCUGCAUUCAUCAAUCACGGGCCGCCAUGAUGAGUUCCAAGUCGUCGGUGCCAAAACGCCAUCCAUCAGGUUCACUGCUGAGGUGGGUCAAGAGACAGCCUCGAGGGAAGUUUCCUGUUACAAUUCUUCUCGUGGCAUUUUUCUUCGCAUCAAUAAGUCUCAUCUGGGUAUUCCGCAUGCCAGACCCCAUCACCUUCCAGCGGGCCACGCAGAGCCGCAGUCCUCUCGACACAAGCGCAUUACCAUCUGGGGAUCGAAAGCUGGCCAUUAUCCUCCCAAUCGAUCGACCAAGCCCAGAUCUGUGCAAGUUGAUCAUGAGUGCCGUUGCUCUGGGAUACCCGUCGCCUGUCAUCGUCAACUGGCAGAGGGACUUCCACACCGAUACAGAGGGCGUUGGAGCGUCACAGCUCGCCAAGAUCACGGGCACGCUUGACUACCUCAACUGGGCCACUAGCAAAGACACCCCUAGCGUUGACCAGUUGGACGACGACGACAUCAUCAUCAUGCUCGAUGCCCUCGAUGUGUGGUUCCAACUGCCCCCUGACGUCUUGCUGAACAGAUACUUCACGGCUUUGCAAGAAGCAGAUCAACGAUUGCAGAAUGAGCACAAUAUGACAGCCGAGGACUCUAUACACCACACCAUUAUGAUUGCCGCUCAGAAAGGCUGCUUCUCGCCGCGAGACUCGGUGUCGAAUUUUCACUGCAAGGACGUGCCUACGAGCAUCCUGCCUGGCGACACAUAUGGCGUGUGGACAGACACGAAGCUCCGAAGCUGGAGGUACAUGCGACCACGCUACGUUAACAGCGGCAGCAUCAUGGGUCCAGUGGGGGAUAUGAAGCGAUUUUUCGGACGAGUGCAGCGUCGCAUGGGCGGCUAUCUUGACGGCUUGCAGGAUGGUCAGGAACUUGCCGGCGAUCAGGGUGUCUUUGAGGAGGUCUUCGGUGAACAGUCGGUGUGGAGGCGCAGGCUGGCCCAAGAUCGGCUUAAGAACGAUGGUGCAACAGAGAAUACGAAGACAAGAGAACUCCAGCAGGAGUACGAGUACCACGUGGGGUUGGAUUACAGACAAGAGUUGUUUUACCCUACCUGCUACUCCGAAGAAGACGGCUUCUUUGUCGAGCUAGGUCAUCCUGAAGCUGUUGAUCUGGAGUCACAUCGAGCGGGAAUAUCCCCCCCUCGCGUGGACGGUCUACCUGCCGAUGUAGCCGUGGCCAAUCCACCGCUGCACACCCUCGAGCUUGCUGCAUCAGACCAACCAUCAUGGCGCCAGUUGAAACUCUAUACAGAUUUUUGGACCACUGCUGUGCCUGCCGUCAUACACCACAAUGCUUGGAAAGACGGCUUGAAGGGAAGACGAACCACUUGGUGGGAUAAGAUGUGGUACUUUCCGUGGCUCAGGCAGCUCAUGGAGCAUAAUAUGGUUCCGUCCAACGACACAGCGCCUAUGGUUGAGUUUGGGGCUACUGAGGAACCCAAAUUGCGCAUCUGGCCGUCUGACCGGAAAUGGAGCACUAGAGAACCUGUCAUCUUCGGAAGAGAGUUGGCCGCGGAUGACUGGAGUUUGUAUCAAGCAGAAUGGGAAUAUGUAUGCCGUUGGGAUCCAGAGGACAAGGCAUGGCAUGAAGAGAUAUUCAGAGACGGGAAAGGCUCAUUAUAA
This is a messenger RNA of Emericellopsis atlantica, 1672 nucleotides long. RefSeq lists its product as uncharacterized. The record is from RefSeq and is a predicted model, not a curated record. NCBI's taxonomy places the organism in Eukaryota, Fungi, Ascomycota, Sordariomycetes, Hypocreales, Bionectriaceae. The coding region runs from base 41 to 1672 and encodes 543 amino acids. The transcript is spliced from 2 exons.